Molecule: messenger RNA, 3030 nt
Organism: Perca flavescens (yellow perch)
Lineage: Eukaryota; Metazoa; Chordata; Actinopteri; Perciformes; Percidae
Gene: arhgef39
Product: Rho guanine nucleotide exchange factor (GEF) 39
Exons: 12
Coding region: 126-1370 (414 amino acids)
Biological process (GO): positive regulation of cell migration
Cellular component (GO): plasma membrane
Molecular function (GO): guanyl-nucleotide exchange factor activity
Source: RefSeq, a predicted model, not a curated record
GCCAAUCAGCGUGCGCGACAACCAUCGCAUCCCGGAAGAAGGAAGCUCAAACCGAAAAAGGGCGCCUUGAUUGAAAGUGGGAACGUUACCUGAAGCCUGAAGUGUCCUCCUCGUCACUGUGACUAAUGAGCUUCUGCCCCGGUCCGCCCGCCCCCCCGGGGGGCUCCAGCAUCCAGGAGCAGAGGGGCCGCUGGGAGAGGAAACGCAGCCGCACAGCCAGAGAGUUGGUGCAGACAGAGCAGCGCUACGUCCAACAGCUGCAGCUAGUCACCACGUACUUUGUGGAGAUCUUGAAGGCCAAAGGAACCCUGACGCAGGACAUUAGAGAAAGCAUCUUCAGUUCAAUUAAAGCCAUUCAUUCAGUAAACCAAUCUCUGCUGGUCCAUCUGGAGAAUGGCUACUUUGGCCGAGGCUUCGACCAGAUGUGUCCACACCUGCACCACUACAACAUAUAUGUGGACAACAUCUAUAAUGCCAGCAAAGUGCUCGGGGUCCAGCUGAAGAAAAAUAAGGCCUUCAGACGUUUUAAGAAACUACAGGAAGCCCGACCAGAGUUCAACAACCAGAAGCUCGAAGACUUGCUUCAACUUCCCGUUCAGCGGAUCGACCAGUAUAAGCAUUUCCUCCAGGACCUGACAGCCAACACGAGUCCAGACAACCCCGAGUUUCAGCAGCUUUCAAGGGCGGUGAGUGUAGUGUGUGACGUCUCCCAGCGUAUCCAGGACAACGCCCGGUGCCAUGAGAACCACCUGCAGCUUUGCCGGGUGCAGAAACUGCUGAAAGGGCGAAAGACGAAGGUGUCGGCGGCAGGGCGGUGGUACAUCCGGGAGGGUUGGCUGAAGGUGGUUCCUCCCAAAGGUGCAGAUGUUCAGCCCAAGAUGUUCUUCCUCUUCUCUGACAUGCUGCUGCAGGCCAAGCGCUGCGGCCCGCUGCGGCUGUCCAGCGGAGACAGGUUUUCGGGCCAGCGCGCCUACCCCCUGCAGGACUGCACCGUGGAGAAGGUGUUUGGCCACACCCGGAGCCAGGGAGGCCUGCUCAGCCUAACCUUCCCCAAGGCCAAACUCCUGCUGAUGUCCUGCAACCAGGAGGAGCUCAAUGACUGGUACCAGAGCCUGAGCUCCGCUGUCGGGAAGCUGCAGUCUAAGCAGACAGUAGUGCAUCAAAGAGAUGAGUUGUGCCGCAGACCACUCAGACCGACCGCCGACGCAGCCGGCAGCAGGAAGAGGAACAUGGUGAGCGGUGAGACCAGCGCGCAUGCUCAGAAGCCUCCAGCUGAGUGGGGGGGCAGCGCCCCCAAGAGGAUGAAGCAGUGUGAUGCUCCAGAGCAGAGCAGUGCAGAGGCAUCCACCUCCAGCUGUGUGAUCCUCUGAUGGGAUGCCAUCUCACUUCAGACCUGCAACUGCAACAGUUAGUUUUACCGUGCGAGUCAGGAGGUUGGAGCUGCAGCCUCUGCUCAUCCUGUGCAAUAUAAACUAACCAUCUGGAUCUGCUGCUUUGAGAUAAUAUAAUAUAAACUAACAAUAUAUAAAGACCAAAUAUCUGAUGAAUGUUUAACUGUGAGCACCAUGCCGCUUCUGCUCGUCUCCACGACCCUUUUUCGCGGUCGGUACCUGAAUGCACCACUCCCCCAGUCUUCCCGGUCAGCGGUCAUGUGAUGUGACACUGCUUUUACAGGCCACACACAUAUCUGGAUACACAUCCUUGGGAGAUAUUGAGCGUAAAUCAGAGGAGGACGGCAGUAUAACAGGGAGCCUCCUAACCUGUCACAUGACAGGAGCAUUCUGUCCAAUCGGCUUCUUUCUGACUGGAGGAAACACAUGCCUUCACUUUAUGUCAUGUGACACUGAUGUCAUGAUUCAGGAAUUCACCACACUUACCAGGAAGCGAUAUUACAUAUCCCACAAUGGCCAUGCCAAGACCCGCCCUUCAAUAGCAUUUAUUGGCCAGGCAUCCAUGCUUACGUAAGGUAACGCAACCUGAUUUGUUCAGGUCCUAUCCCCUGACCAAUCGGCUAUCCUAAAAUUAACCACUCGAGGUCAGUGCCUAACCCCAACCAAUCAAGCUGCUUUGUAGGGCAGGUCUUGGCGUGGCCAUAGUGGGAUUCUUAUUUCGCUACCAGGAAAUGCUAAUUAUUGCAACAUCUAACUACUAAUCAAUUAUGAAACUACAAAAUUGCCAAUAUUAAAUAAAUGGAAUAAAAAUGAUGAAAUAAAGCGUCACAUGACUAAAAUUGAGUAAAAUUGACUGAACCAAAACUAUUUAAAGUAAAAAAAAUGGCUAAAACUCAGCUGAUUAUCAAGAAAUGUUAUUUCUGUCACCUCGUUAAGUCUGAGUUGAUCAUAGAAAUAUUGAUUUAUUUUCACCGUUUGUUUUAUUUCAUUUCUAAUGUUCUUUCCCCUGACACCUUUGAGUCAGGGAGAAAAUGCUAUUAUGAAAUCUAUUUUUAAUAAAAACAGCUACUAAAUAACAUUUCACAAUAACCGGUUGAGUUCUAAAUCUGUUUUAUUAUUUCAUACAGGGUUAUAUUUUUUUUAUAUUUAAUAGUGGUUAUUGUAAUGUUUCAUAAUUAUGACUAGCAAUGUAUUCCGUGUUCACAUUUACAAUAGUUGGAAUGUCUGAGUUUGUUUGCCGGAUCUACAGUAGUUACUCCUACUAGAAUUAUGAUUAUGAUUAUUGUUAUGAUGAAUGGAAUGAGUGCAUUUAAUCAGCUGCACUGUGUUCUAUCUGCAUCCAGGCCAGGAAACCUGCCUAACAGAAGUUCUAUAAGCUGACUCUUGUAUUUUAAUGAUUACAUCAUGUCUAUAUCCUUUAUUAACUAAAUCAACACAUAUUUGCUUCUCUUCUGCAAAAUACUUCAUAUAUUGUAUUACCACGAUAUAGCAUUUUUAAGCGUGGUGUGUAUCUUACAGAUCAUUUUUAAUAUCUUAUUUUUUUUUUACACCUUUUUGCUAUCUAAAGCUGUUACACUGGCUACAAAUCCUGAAUUGAGAUGGAAAUCAUUACAAUUUCCUAAUAAAACUCUAAAAUAAG